AUGUCUGAAACUAAUUUACCAAAGGAAGAGGUUUCCCAAGUGGAACAUAAUGCACACAUUCAAACUGUAAAGAAAAUCCAGGCCUUAGUAUUGGAUGCUGGUCCACUUAUCACACAAUCUGCUUCAGCUUUGCAGCAACAUGCCAACAGUUUUUAUACUACUCCAGGUGUAUAUAGUGAACUUAAGGAUGAAGCUGUUAGACAACAACUUUUGAUUUGGAACGAUACUUUAAAGAUCAAGCAUCCAAAACAAUCUUCCAUUAAAAGAGUCACUGAUUUUGCAAAACUUACUGGUGACUACGCGGUAUUAUCUACCAAUGAUUUACAUAUCAUUGCCUUGGCAUACGAAUUAGAAUGUGAAAUGAACAAUGGUGAUUGGAGAUUGAGAAAGUUCCCGGGUCAAAAAUUGGAAUUUAAGAAGAAGAGCGCACCAAUUGUAGAAGAGGGUAAAGAAUCCCCAAUUUCCACAGAAGAAUCUACUGUUCAAGAACCUGUUGAACUUCCAACUGUAGAAUCCGUAACAAAGGCAAAGAAACCACGUCGUAGAGGUGGUAAGAAGCAAAGAGAAAAGAGAGAAGCACAACUUCAAAAAGAACUUGAAGAAGCUGAGGCUGAAGUUGAAGCCGAAGCUGAAGUUGAAACCCAAUCGAAUGAAGUUCUUGUUGAAUCAAAAUCGGAUGAAGCUCAACCAGAAACUAGCGAAGAAGUCUCCGAAGACCUUGAAGGUGCCUACGAUGAGUCUGAUGAUGAUGGAGACUGGAUUACUCCAGAAAACCUUCAAGAAGAAAUCCUUAAGGAUGACAACGAACAAAUUCUGGAAUCUAAAUCUGCUAAAGCUGGACCUUUGAUUAAGGUUGCAAUUUCCACCGGGGAUUUUGCCUGUCAAAAUGUUUCGAUGCAACUUGGUCUUAACCUUAUGAACUCAAUGUCCGGUAAACAAAUCAAGAGAGUACGUAACUAUAUGUACCGUUGUCAUGCCUGUUUCAGACUCACCGCCAUUCCAAAGAAUGGUCAACCUAAGCAUUUCUGUCCAUUCUGUGGAGGUGCCACCUUGUUGAGGUGUGCCGUAUCUGUGGACACCCUUACUGGUAAAAUUACUCCACAUUUGAAGGCUAACUUCCAAUGGUUUAAGAGAGGUGACAAGUUUUCUAUCCCAUCUCCACUUUCUAAAAACCAACAAAAGCUUCAAGGUAACGGAGGGUUCCAACACAAUAAGCAAAACCGUAGUAAGGGUUUACAAAAUGCUAUUCUUUUGAGAGAAGAUCAAAAGGAAUAUCAACAAGCGCUUAAGGAUGAUGAAUGGCAAAGAAGACAAAACGAUAAGAUGCUUCAAGAAUGGAUCGGAGGUGGUAGUGCCGAUAACUACGUUUCUCCUUUCAGUACCCUUCAAAACAUCAGACCAUCUGGUGUCCGGGUUGGAAAGGGUAGAUUUGUAAAUGCAUCAAAGAAGAGAAAGUAG
Molecule: messenger RNA, 1458 nt
Organism: [Candida] anglica
Lineage: Eukaryota; Fungi; Ascomycota; Pichiomycetes; Serinales; Debaryomycetaceae
Source: the annotation of a GenBank genome assembly